Messenger RNA from Trypanosoma rangeli, 1749 nucleotides. RefSeq names its product putative lysyl-tRNA synthetase. Gene Ontology annotation, biological process: lysyl-tRNA aminoacylation. The record is from RefSeq and is a predicted model, not a curated record. The transcript has a single exon. Gene Ontology annotation, cellular component: cytoplasm; cytosol. NCBI's taxonomy places the organism in Eukaryota, Euglenozoa, Kinetoplastea, Trypanosomatida, Trypanosomatidae. Gene Ontology annotation, molecular function: ATP binding; tRNA binding; lysine-tRNA ligase activity. The coding region runs from base 1 to 1749 and encodes 582 amino acids.
AUGUCGGACGCGAGUUCGACGCGUGCGCAGGUCGACGCUCUCGCUGCGGAGAUUGCGCGGGUGAAGAAGGAGAAGGGGGCCACCAGCGAGGAGUGCAAGACCCUCGUCGCCAGAAUGGUAGAGCUGCGCAAGCAACUUUCCGUGAAGAAGAUGAUGACGGAGCGGGCGCCAGAGCUUAGCUACUUCGAUACGCGGCUGGCGAUGGUGAAGGAGCUGGGGCUCCUCGGCGCGGCGUACCCGCACAAGUUUGACCGCCAGUACACGAUCCCCGCCUUCAAGGCGCGCUUCGCACCGCAGCUCACCGAGAAUGGCCAGCGAGCGGCGGAGGUCGUGACGAUUGCCGGCCGCAUCAUGAACAAGCGGAGUUCAGGCUCGAAGCUGCACUUCCUGACGCUGCAGGGGGACGCGGACGUUGUACAGGUGAUUUCCGCCCUCAGCGACUACGCCGACGGCACGUUUGCUGAGGUCCAUGGCAGGAUCAAGCGUGGCGACAUCAUCGGCGUCAAGGGCGUGGCAUCGCUGUCGAAGUCGGGAGAGUUUUCUAUGAACGCAACGGAGAUCACGCUGCUCUCGACCUGCUUCCACAUGCUGCCGGACGACUGGUACGGGCUCAGCUCGGUGGAGCAGCGCUUUCGCCAGCGCUACCUGGACCUGAUCGUGAACCGCGAGAACACCAAUACGUUUGUCACGCGUGCGAAGAUCAUCAGCUACAUUCGAAGGUUCUUCGACGAAAUGGACUUCCUCGAGGUGGAGACGCCCGUGCUGGACAAAAUCGCCGGUGGCGCCGCUGCACGCCCGUUCAUUACCCACCACAACGACCUAAACCAGAAGAUGUACCUGCGCAUUGCACCUGAGUUGUACCUGAAGGAGCUCAUCGUGGGCGGCCUGGACCGCGUGUACGAGAUCGGCAAGCAGUUCCGCAACGAGGGCAUCGACCUCACACACAACCCCGAGUUCACCAGCGUCGAGGCGUACUGGGCCUACGUGGACUACGAGGACUGGAUGCGCGUCACGGAGAACCUCCUCUACGGCCUUGCCAUGCACCUCUACGGAAGUCCGCUCGUGAAGUACGCCCCGAAGGACUCGGAGGGCAAGCAGCUGCCGGAGGUAGUAUUCAACUUCAACAAGCCCUUUAAGCGUCUCUACAUCGUUCCUGAGCUGGAGAAGCGCAUAAAUGUAAAGCUUCCCACCGACUUUGAGAGCCCCGAAGCCAACACCUUCCUUCUGCAGCUAUGCAAGCAGCAGAAGGUGGAGUGCAACCCCCCCUUCACCACGGCACGCCUGCUGGACGCGUUGAUUGCCCACUACUUGGAGCCGGAGUGCCACGACCCGACGUUUGUCUGCGACCACCCCCGUGUGAUGUCACCUCUCGCCAAGUGGCACCGCAAGCACCCCCAGCUGACGGAGCGCUUCGAGCUCUUUGUGAACAAGAAGGAAAUCUGCAACGCGUACACCGAGCUUAAUAACCCCAUCGUGCAGCGGGAGGAGUUCAUCAAGCAGACGCAGAACAAGGAGAAGGGCGACGAGGAGGCCAUGGACAUCGACGAGGGGUACAUUCACGCCCUCGAGCACGCGCUGCCCCCCACUGGCGGCUGGGGGAUGGGCAUUGACCGCCUCGUCAUGUUCCUCACCAGCAAGGCAAACAUUAAGGAGGUGCUGCUCUUCCCUGCCAUGAAAACGGAGCCUGCCAGCGCUCUUGAAGGCCCGAAAGAGAUGCUUCCAGACACCAAGGCAGUCCAGCCCCACUGA